Messenger RNA from Harmonia axyridis, 1247 nucleotides. RefSeq lists its product as uncharacterized. Gene Ontology annotation, cellular component: plasma membrane. Gene Ontology annotation, biological process: sensory perception of smell; detection of chemical stimulus involved in sensory perception of smell. The transcript is spliced from 7 exons. Lineage: Eukaryota; Metazoa; Arthropoda; Insecta; Coleoptera; Coccinellidae. Gene Ontology annotation, molecular function: odorant binding; olfactory receptor activity. The coding region runs from base 11 to 1192 and encodes 393 amino acids. The record is from RefSeq and is a predicted model, not a curated record.
AAACCGGGAAAUGGAAAUCUAUGAAAAUAUGGCUCGAUUUGAAAAGAUCAAAGAAAACCCGAAAGAUUACCUCAAGAUAUUUAUACAUAUGACUUAUGGACUUCUCAAUCUUAGAUUAGCAAGACCAUUCCUUGUGAUAGCGAACCUUUUUCAUAUUUGUUCACUGACUUUGACGCUUUACAAGUCCCUUGUAACUUUGGAUCCUAAGUUUGUUAUGAAAUUUGGACCAGCAUGGGGACUAGAAGUAUUUAUGCUAAUAAACCUGUGGCUGAUGCUGGAGAAGCAGGAAAUACUAAAAGGAAUGUUCACUUGGCACGAAAGAAUAAGAAUACCCUACGAAAUCAUGGAUGAAGAGCUCAAUAAAAAAGUCGAAAUGUUAUCAAAAAUUCCAAUUUGCCUUGUCCUGAUGAACUACGGACUUGCCUUGCUUUCUUUCUUUUUUCUCGCCUACUCCUUCGAAUAUUUCAACGACAAGUCCUAUUCCAGAGUUUGGAUCAUCAAUGAACUCCCUGGAUAUUACUGGUCCAAAAUUGUAUUAUUGUAUGUUGUUGACUUCAUAUCUGCUACUGUUAUGGUUUCAAGCCCAACUGCUAUGAUUUACUUUGGCACAUCUGGUGUUUUUCGAAUUAUGUUAAUCAAUAAGUUUGUUAAAAGUAUCUGCAGUAGCCAAAUACCCGAGGACAAACGGUAUGAUUCGGAGUUGUACCAGAAACUUGUUGAGCAGAAGUUGAAGAUAUGCGUUUUGUUGCAUGACCAAGCAAUAAGUGAUUCAAUUCUUGCAGCAAACAUUGUCUACGCUUACAUAAUUCUAUUUUUUUUGGGAUCUAUUCUAAUGGGUGUGUCGUUGAUGAUGGUAAUCCUGAUGGCAUACAUUGAUGAAGCGUACAUUGUUUUUAUAGGGGCUAAUUUGUAUGGUAUAUGUUGUUUGAUUUCUGGUAGUUUAUACAUCACAAUUGGCCAAAUUUUGAAGGAUCAUUCAGAGCUUAUAUGGUAUAAUCUUGGUCAGCUGCCAUGGUAUUAUAUGAACAAGAAGAAUAUUAAAACAUAUUCUAUAUUUCUAAGGAAAUCACAGAAACCCAUCGCAUUGAGCACAGAUUUGCUUGAGGUCAAUUUUCUAGUUUUCGUAAGGAUUUUCCGAGCUUUAUAUUCUUUAGCUGCUUUCAUCAUGCGAAUGUCUCCACCAUCUGAUUGAACUAUUUCUGAGAUAGACACUUAUUCACAUUUAAAAUAUGUAACUCACAAAUAUA